CGAACGCCUCUAGCAUGGGCAGCCGAACGAUCCGCCGUGCAUGCAGCUCGAGUCCUGCUUGACGCAGGAGCUAAUGUCAAUCAUGUCGAUUAUCUGGGCUGCACACCACUAUCAUAUGCCGCAGGAAUUGGAAAUCCCGAAAUACAGCUUUUACUUCAGAGAGGAGCAAAGUUCGACAAAAAACCGCGACGCUAUCAUCGGAUUUUCCUGACUCAUGAUGUUGCUCUAGUAGCUGCGAUAAAGGAUCGUCUAACCUUUGACAAUAUCUCGUGCAAUGGGCGAGGACACAAACAAAAGGAUUUUGUUCAGAAGCUCGAGGAGAAAUCUCCUUUAAGCAGAAGCGCGUCACUGCUUUUGGCGUCGCGUGAGGGCAAUCUGGCCGAUGUCAAGCGUUUGUUGAACGACGGUGCGAAUUCUGAUUAUGGAGACCCGCCCUGGGGCAGGUCUCCUCUUUCUCAAGCAGCCGAGUAUAACGAGACUGCUGUCAUUAAUCAUUUGCUAGAGAGUGGUGCCUGCCCAGAUAUGCUCGACACAAAUGGAUAUGCAGAUUCGCGAAACAACGCGGACAGAACUCCUCUGAUGUGGACCAUCACAAACGGUCAUGCCGGGCCAUUCAGUGCCCUUUUGAAGCACAACACAGAUCAAAACAAGGCAGGCGAGGACAAAAUUAACGGAGGGGCUCUCCAUUGGGUUGCUGAACGUGGUCGUACUGAGAUGAUAAAGAUUCUGCUGGAGAAGUAUCCUCCGAUUGACGUUCGUGACAGCCAUCAUCAGACCUCUCUCCAGGGCCACAGAAAAGGGUCCUUUACAGCCAGUCAGACUUCUGUUGGAACACGGGGCCGAUCCGAAAUUGGCCGAUAA
This is a messenger RNA of Penicillium antarcticum, 861 nucleotides long. RefSeq names its product ankyrin repeat domain-containing protein. The record is from RefSeq and is a predicted model, not a curated record. Gene Ontology annotation, molecular function: protein binding. NCBI's taxonomy places the organism in Eukaryota, Fungi, Ascomycota, Eurotiomycetes, Eurotiales, Aspergillaceae. The annotation marks the transcript as partial. The transcript is spliced from 2 exons.